AUGGAAUUAUCAUACUCUCUUAUUUUUAUUGCUCUAUUUGCUGAUGCUAUCUACUCAAAAAGCAGCUCUGUAGUUCAGCUCACUGCAUCUAAUUUUGAUUCUGAAGUUUUAAAGUCAGAAGACUUUUGAAUAGUUGAAUUUUUUUCUCCAUUGUGUGGCCCUUGCCAAAAACUAAUUCCUGAUUAUGAAAAUGCUGCUGAAUCUCUUAAAGGCAUUGCCAACCUCGGAGUUGUAGAUAUGACUAAAGAUUAUAUUUUAGGCCAAACUUAUGAAAUAAAAAAAUACCCAACUUUUAAGGUGUUUUCAGCAAAUAAAAACAAGCCCCGAGACUACACAGGAGAAAAAUCAGCUAAAUCUUUUAUUUCUUUUGUGUUAAGGCAGCUUGAAAAAGAUCCAUUACACAAUUCUACGACUAUAGAGAAUGGCGUUUACAUCUUAAAUGAUACAAACUUUGAAAGCACUGUUAUAAAAAGUAAAGACCCUUGGAUUGUAAAUUUCUAUGCCCCUUGAUGCUUUUAUAGCAAACAACUUGCACCAGAAUGGACAAAAGCUGCUGAUAAAUUAAAAACUAUUAUAAAAAUAGGGAAAAUAGAUGCUAUAGAGAACUUAGAAAUAGCGACGAGAUUUAAAAUCAGUGAAUAUCCAUCAAUAAGGAUUUUCCCUCCGAAUUCAAAAGAGGUAUAUGAAUCCAUAAGCCCAAGAACUGCUGAGAGUAUAGUAAAGGCAGUUUAUGAAAAACUUGAAUCUUAUGGGAUUCCAAUGCCGAUUGUACAGCUUACAAGUGAAGAAAUCCUAGCUCAGUAUUGUGAAGAAAAAUUUUGCAUUAUUGCAUUUUUGCCUCAUAUAUAUGACAGCUCAGCUGAAGAAAGACAAAAAUAUUUAGAUAUGCUCCAAGAAUUAAUAAAAAAAAAUAGAGGAAAAUCGGUAUCAUUUUUGUGGGCACAAGCAGGAGACUAUUAUGAUCUUGAAAAACUUUUUGGGAUUGGAAUGGGAUAUCCGGCUGUUGUAGGAUUAGCUCUAAAAUACUCAAGUUUUGCACCUAUGAAAGGCUCAUUUAGCCUUCAAGAAUUAAACUUGUUUGUUAACAGAUUUUUAGUCGGAGGAUUUUCUUUACUUUUUUGAUCAGAAAAAAUUAAAAAUUUAAUUAUUAAAAAAUUGUUCAUUUAUGUAACUAAAGCCAAGAAAGAAGUUAGAAGAAUUCAAUGAGCUUCCAUUAAUAAAAAAUAUAGAGCCUUGGGAUGGCAAAGAUCAAGUAGCUGAUUAUCAAUCUGAAGAUCAAGUAGCUGAUUAUCAAUCUGAAGAUCAAGUAGUCGAUUAUCAAUCUGAAGACCUAUAA
Messenger RNA from Blepharisma stoltei, 1336 nucleotides. The record is from the annotation of a GenBank genome assembly. Lineage: Eukaryota; Ciliophora; Heterotrichea; Heterotrichida; Blepharismidae.